Jaculus jaculus (lesser Egyptian jerboa) is the source of this 4238-nucleotide messenger RNA. RefSeq names its product protein phosphatase 2 regulatory subunit B'gamma (gene Ppp2r5c). The record is from RefSeq and is a predicted model, not a curated record. Lineage: Eukaryota; Metazoa; Chordata; Mammalia; Rodentia; Dipodidae. Gene Ontology annotation, biological process: signal transduction; protein dephosphorylation. Gene Ontology annotation, molecular function: protein phosphatase activator activity. The transcript is spliced from 15 exons. The coding region runs from base 92 to 1804 and encodes 570 amino acids. Gene Ontology annotation, cellular component: protein phosphatase type 2A complex; cytosol; nucleus.
CAGAGAGCUUCAGUUUGCCUUUUUUUUUAAACUAAAAUGGAGGCUGGUUUCUUGCCUUAAGGAGUACAGCGCCCUUCCCGCUGGAGCCUAGAUGUUGACAUGUAAUAAGGCGGGCAGCGGGAUGGUGGUGGAUGCGGCCAACUCCAAUGGGCCUUUCCAGCCCGUGGCCCUUCUCCACAUUCGAGAUGUUCCUCCUGCGGAUCAAGAGAAGCUUUUCAUCCAGAAGUUACGGCAGUGUUGUGUCCUCUUUGACUUUGUUUCCGACCCAUUGAGCGACCUGAAGUGGAAGGAAGUGAAGCGAGCCGCGUUAAGUGAGAUGGUAGAAUAUAUCACCCACAAUCGGAAUGUGAUCACAGAGCCCAUUUACCCAGAGGUCGUCCACAUGUUUGCAGUAAACAUGUUUCGCACCUUGCCACCCUCCUCCAAUCCUACGGGAGCAGAAUUUGACCCAGAGGAAGAUGAGCCAACGUUAGAAGCAGCCUGGCCUCAUCUGCAGCUUGUUUAUGAAUUUUUCUUAAGAUUUUUAGAGUCUCCAGAUUUCCAGCCUAAUAUAGCAAAGAAAUAUAUUGAUCAGAAGUUUGUUUUGCAGCUUCUAGAGCUCUUCGACAGCGAAGAUCCUCGAGAGAGAGAUUUUCUUAAAACUACCCUUCACAGAAUCUAUGGGAAAUUCUUAGGCCUGCGAGCUUACAUCAGGAAACAGAUAAAUAAUAUAUUUUAUAGGUUUAUUUAUGAAACAGAGCAUCACAAUGGCAUAGCAGAAUUACUGGAAAUAUUGGGAAGUAUAAUUAAUGGAUUUGCCUUACCGCUGAAAGAAGAGCACAAGAUUUUCUUGCUGAAGGUGUUGCUACCCUUGCACAAGGUGAAGUCUCUGAGUGUCUACCAUCCCCAGCUGGCGUACUGUGUUGUGCAGUUUUUGGAGAAGGACAGCACCCUCACUGAACCAGUGGUAAUGGCACUUCUCAAAUACUGGCCAAAGACUCAUAGUCCAAAAGAAGUCAUGUUCCUUAAUGAGCUAGAAGAGAUUUUAGAUGUGAUCGAGCCCUCAGAGUUUGUGAAGAUCAUGGAACCUCUUUUCCGGCAACUAGCCAAAUGUGUUUCCAGCCCUCACUUCCAGGUGGCAGAGCGAGCGCUGUACUACUGGAACAAUGAGUACAUCAUGAGCCUGAUCAGCGACAAUGCAGCAAAGAUCCUGCCCAUCAUGUUCCCAUCCCUGUACCGCAACUCAAAGACCCAUUGGAAUAAGACAAUACACGGCUUGAUAUACAACGCUUUGAAGCUCUUCAUGGAAAUGAACCAAAAGCUCUUUGAUGACUGUACCCAGCAGUUCAAAGCAGAGAAACUGAAAGAGAAGCUAAAGAUGAAAGAGCGAGAAGAAGCAUGGGUUAAGAUAGAAAAUCUAGCCAAAGCGAAUCCCCAGUACACAGUGUAUAGACAAGCCAGCGCCAUGAGCAUUCCGGUUGCAAUGGAGACAGAUGGGCCUCAGUAUGAAGAUGUGCAGAUGCUGAGAAAGACAGUGAGCAACGAAGCUUGCCAGGUAAAAGGUACUGAAAGAUCUGAAGAAGGGCCGUCCUCUUGCGCGCCGCAAGUCCGAGCUGCCUCAGGACCCCCACACCAAGAAAGCCUUGGAAGCUCACUGCAGAGCCGACGAGCUGGUCUCCCAAGAUGGGCGCUAGCCUCCGGAGCACCGUGUUGGGCUGGGCCUGCCAGUUCCCUUCUGGAUGCUGUAGAAAACAUACUGUUUGUGCCACACCAAUCAGUUACACUCAGAGUCACAGUCGAAGCUUCCUCCAGCCCCGUUCUAUAGGCAGUAAUGCACAUCCGCCUCAGCUCAAGAUUAGGAGUUCAAACAAUGGUGGCUUCUCUGGCCCUGUCAGCCAAGCCAUGGGCUGGUGACAUGUCCUCAGUGUUACCACCCCAGCAUGGCCCUGAGAUUGUCCCAGUCAGAGAUGUAGGAAAGCACCCUGGUCACCAUCCUCAUGUUCUGCCCAGGUGGAAUCGAUGGCCCUCUAAAUUAGGUGGUUCUGUGCUAAUACCAGUGAUUUCCAAAUCAAAAGAACACUUUAAAAAUUAUUACCUAUUUUUUAAGACUCUACAAUCUCUUGAAGUUUUUGUUUCCUGGUUGUCUCACAGAAAUGGCUCUCUGCUUUUACAUGCUAGCAGCCUACAGGGAAGUGACAUGACAAUCCUCAGCCACCUUCUACGGUCUCUCUUUACUUUGGUAAUGGCAUGCACAAAAUGCCCUACAUCUCUUGUGUCUACCGAAAGCCAUAUUUCCUAGUCUGUGGUAGAGCCCAGGAUUCCAGAAGUAAGCUUACUGGAGAAAGUCAUAUCAAAAGCACUUUCUCUGUCUCCCUUGUCUGGAAUUGGAAUAUUUAAAUUAUGUGUUCAUAUUUUUAUUUGUGGAAUCAGUUCAUCUACUUGCACAUUGUAACCUUUCAGCAAGGCUCUUGAAUUGAUAAAAUUAUAGUGGCCAAGAAUUCCAUAUCUGGAGAGUUACAAUGAAUUAAGCCACUUGGCCUAAUGCAAACUGCAGCUGCCUUUGGGCUUCAAGUAACAAGACAGCUUUGUCGGUGCUGCCGGGCCCCAUGCGCACGCGCACUCACCGCUGUGGGGAGCAGCAGCGAGGGUGAUGCUGGAAAGAGCUGUCGCCAGCCUCAUAAGGGAAGUGCAGUGUCUGCAUUGCCAUCAGUCUUCAGAUGCUGCUGUGUAUCUCUCAGACUUCUUGCAUGGAUUAAGCUUUUGUUUUAGAUGGAGUAGCACGAGGAGAGGUCCUGACACAUAGUGCUUUGUCUGGUCUUCGUUUCUCUCAGGGUGGCCAGUAUUUUCACUUAUUUAUCCUGCUCGAAAGCUACUUGAGAUGUGUACUGCUAUUCUGAACAGUGACUAGUUUCUUUUGUUUCUGGCAUAUAUAUAUAUAUAUACAUAUAUAGCUUAACGUUGAAUGUCUUGACACUUAAGAGAUAAAAUGUGGCUUCUUUUAAGAUGCGUUUUUUCAUUGUGGUCUUGGGUAUCCAUCCAUGAAAUGAUUGUGAAAUCAGACAUUGUACCUGUGUGGCUGCUGUACCUGCCGCCUGGGUUUCCUUUACAUCCACUGAUGACACUCAUUUCCUCCUGGCGGGGAGGAAAGGCAUCUGCGGGGAGGGUUCCCUGUGUGGAGAGCCAGCAGCAAGCACUAAAUGAAAAGUGGCCCCAGCUGGAGGUAGACAGGUCAGUUUUUUGAUGAGAACACUUCCUGAGAAACUUGACAAGUAUCUAUCCAUUUUACCAUUAUGAAAUCUCUUAAUUUUAAAAAAGUUGAGAUGCCUUCUCCUUUUGAGGGAAAAAGGGUGCUUUUUAUUAUAUAAAGCAGCGUCUGUGUAUUUUGAUAUACCAUUGUUUGAACUCUCGUCUUUAGCUGAUAGAUUCUCAGAUAUCCUUGAUUUGGGGGCGUUCCGUGUGUGGUGAGAGGCUCUGAGAAGACACCUUUGCCCUGGAUGGAAAGCAAGAUAGCAGUGUCUGGGAGAUUGUGUAAAGCUCAACAUAUAAGAACAUCUUCUGGUCUAGGUUUUAUUUCUGGUCUUUAUUGAAGACAAACAUUCACCAAUAAGGAAAAAACGUUUUGAGAGAAACUAAUUUUUUUUGACAAAAGUAUUACUUAAUAUUUUGGCCUAUUAAGGUUUCCCUAGCUAGUACUCGGAUUCCCUGUGCUAAUUGUUCGCCUUACAUAUUGUUAUUCAGAGACACUGUUUAUUUCCUAUCAGACUGGUUUCAAAAGUCCUGCAUUGAAAAUAAACCGGUGACUGUUUUUCUUCAUAAAGCUCUGCAUUUGGCAUCCUCACUCUUUCCAAAAUGUAUCUGUACCCCAGAAACGUCACAGUUCCAAGCGUCUUUUUAGUGUGGCUUCCUUUCACUAUUGUAUAUACAUUGUAUCUUUGUUCUAUGGUAAUGACUAAUAAAAUGUAGACUUCAUAUUUUGUACAAAAUGUCCUAUGUACAGAAUAAAAAGUUCAUAGAAACAGCAAAAAUAGGUAAGUGGCACAAUUAUUUUUCUUUAGAAAAUACCUGUAACUUUAUGCUUUAGUGAAAUGUUAAGUACCAACAUAUUUUUUAACAUUUUGUAAUUCAGAACUUUUUGUUUUGACAUUGUUUAUGAAGAGAGACUUCAUACACUUGCCAUUUAAUAUGCUCUUUUAUCUAAUUUUAAAGAACUCUUUAAAAUGGUGUAUUAUAUGGACUAAAUAAAGAACAUGUGAAUUUUA